Molecule: messenger RNA, 2006 nt
Organism: Drosophila hydei
Lineage: Eukaryota; Metazoa; Arthropoda; Insecta; Diptera; Drosophilidae
Product: kelch-like protein 15
Exons: 2
Coding region: 94-1335 (413 amino acids)
Molecular function (GO): protein binding
Source: RefSeq, a predicted model, not a curated record
UAAAACAAUUUGUAUCUUGUUACAAGUGGGCAUUGAUUUUUAUUCUGUGUAGUAAAUAGGCUAAAUAAAACAAAGAAAAUUCUAAGUUAUACAAUGGGCGAGACGAACGUGGAGGAAACGAUUAAGCAGGAUGAAGAAGGCACGUUGGCUAUUGAUACAAAAACUGUAAAGUUAGACGUAAGAACUCUGAAGAAGAUUAUCGAGUGCUGCCAAGAAAACCAAGCAGAUACCUUGGAGCAUGUUACGCCGUGUUCUCUAAUAGAUAUGGGAUUUCUAUUUGACGAGUCCAUUAAAUGUAAUCUAAUAUGUAAUCAAGACAGUCUGAGAGCUGCCAUAGCCAAAGUUGUGGAAAAUGGCAUUCAUACGGACGUCAAGGUGAUUGUGCAUGGCCACACCUUCGAUUGCCAUUUGGCAGUGCUGCAGGUGUCAACAGAAUACUUUAAACAGUUUUCCUCGACCAAUUUGAUCGUUGUCAACGUGGUACAGUUAACGAAGGCCGGCUUUGAAAUGGCCUAUGAAUGGAUGAUCAAGCCGGAUAUGAUACCACAUCGCAGUAAAAUUAUAGAGUUGUAUCUCGCUGCGCGCUUUCUAAAUAUGCCUCAUCUGAUAAACCAGCUGUGGUACUGUUUCGAAAACAUCGAGUUCUUUCGUGAGGGAGAGGCCUUCAAGCUAUAUCUGCAGGCAACGCCCCAUCCGACGGCCACGCUGCAAUCCCUGCUGCUGACUCGAGUGAAUCGGUUCUUUUUGCCAGCCGUGGCAACAGUGGAGUACUUGCAACUGAAGGCUGAGCAAGUCUAUGACAUGCUCACAACUAGUGUCAUCGCCGUUAACUCCGAGAUGGAGGUCUUUCUGAGCGCCUUUCGUUGGCUGAUGUACGAGUGGGAGACGCGCAAGGCACAUACGGAGCUUCUAAUGAAGGCCGUAAGAUUCAAUCUGAUGCCAGCAUGGUAUAUACUCUCGCUGAAGACCAAGCAAGCGCAGCCAGAGCUUGCGGAAUUGCUUUCCAAUCCCACGGUCCAUUCCACAGUCAAUGGGGGCCUAUCCUACACGGUGACACAGCACUUCAUACACAGCGAAUCCCCGCUACAUAAGCCACUUCAAAUGCACAAUACGCAGCAGCGUGAAUGGGUCAUCGAUGAGCUGGCUGGUCAUCAUCAUCUCUACAAGUGCCCCAAAUGGCAGUACCUGGACUAUGAGCAUUUCAAUAUCUAUCUGGAGCAGAUCAUCACUGCCGGGCCGCACCACUAUCUGACCCUAAAGCCUUUCAAGCCUUCGAAUUUCUUGCCCUGCUGCCAGGCAGUGGUUCAAAAUUGCAAAACUAUUGCAGACAUGUGAUUUUCAUUAACAUUUUACAAAACGAUUUGCCCAUUCGUUUGGGGGCGGCUGUUUGCUUCGUGUGGGCUCAGCGAGUCCAAAUACACCCUGGGGUGCGAUGUAAUUGCUACAAAUAAUUCCAUUAGUCCGAGCAGCCGUUUUGGCUGCAUUUCCCGCUUCUGUUUUACAUUCGCAUUGAGCGUUUCUAAUUAGCUCAAUGGCUGCCAUUUGCUAUAUUAAUUGUCAACGUUUAUGAACUAAGUGUUGCGACCUCCUCCCUCUCCCUCUCUCUCUCUGUGUGUCUGAGUGGCAUGUGUGGCAAUUGGUGUUCGUGUGUUUAUGUUAGUUAAACACUAGCAAUGCAAAUACAAUAACAACACUCGGACGCUUGUGUAUGCUAACAGUAAUCAAAAACACGAAAAAAUUUAAAUAAACAUCAAUUUCAAGCAACGGCAGUUACGACAACGACAAAGAGGUAGCUAUACUAAGGUCCGUCCGACGACUAGUUGAUACACAUUUUGAAACACAUUUUUCUAUACACAAAACUCACAUCAUUCUGCAAGCUACACAUUUUGAAAUGCAUUUAAAUUUUAACCUAUUCCUAUGGCCCAACAUUCAUCAAGCUCGUAUGAAUGCUGGCGGUAAUCCCAGGAAUAUAAACAAUUUUAAUCUGGGAACUUUUUAUACUCUUA